GUUUUUGGUUAAAGCCGAAUAAAAUAAAUAUUCUUAUACAUGAACUAAACUUUUACUAAAUAAAAUAAUAAUAAGUAAUUACGAACAUAAACUUAAAAUUAAGAUGUGUUCAGGAUCUCGUCUUUCCGUAAAUUAUCUGGAGUUUUUAAGCAAAUUUUAAAGAGAAACAACCAUGCAAGCAUCAACGUCAUCUGGUAUUGGGGGCGUCCAUCCCCAUACCCAUUUGAUGAAUCAAUUCAAGAGUUACGUUACUACAUUAGGCGAUCCAAAUACUAAAGAUGUCCUUAAACUAAAAGCUACUCAAGAACUGAGUAAACAUUUUGAGAUUAUACUCAAUUCCGCUUUGUAUCCGGAUUUUCUCGAUCAUUCUAUCAACAUAUUUUUGAAAAUAUUAGGAGAAGGUUAUCCUCUAUUUGUUGCAGAAUACAAUCUUCAACAGGUCAGAAAAUUAAUUUUGGAAAUGUUGUACCGAUUACCGAUAAAUGAGACUCUAAGACCCUACGUUAAACAAAUACUGUUGCUUAUGUUAAAAUUAUUAGAAAUCGAUAACGAAGCUAAUGUUUUGGUAUGCCUUAAAAUUAUUAUCGAGUUGUAUAAGCAGUACAAGCCGCCCUUCAGCUCUGAGAUUCAAAAAUUCCUGCAAUUCGUAAAAUCGAUUUAUUCAAAUUUACCGAACCAUUUGAACAAGAUAUUCGAACCGAAACCGCCUAUUAAAGUUAAAGAACUUGCAGAGGUUAACAUUGAGGAACUCCUUAAAGAGACCUUUACCAUGACCGUUAUUCAGACGGAAGCUAGAAACGAGGAUGGCACUUUAAUUGCGUACUACGUAAUACCGAAAGCCGUGCUAUCCCUAAAAGUCCUCCAGGAAUUACCGAUUAUCGUCGUUUUAAUGUACCAGUUGUACAAACAAAGCGUCCAUCAAGAUGUCAGCGACUUCAUUCCUCUGAUUAUGACAACCAUCACGUUGCAGCCUACAUUAAAACAGAGACAAGCGGAGUCGUUCAACAAAGAAAUUUUCGUCGAUUUCAUGGGAGCCCAAAUCAAAACGCUCUCGUUUUUGGCGUACAUCAUAAAAAUUUACCAGGACGUAGUACAAAAUCACUCUGCGAUGAUGGUGCAAGGCAUGCUCGGUUUGCUGACCUUGUGCCCAAUGGAAGUGGCUCAUCUUAGAAGAGAGCUAUUAAUAGCUGCCAGACACAUUUUAGCCACAGAGUUAAGAAACAAAUUCGUGCCUCAUAUGGAGAAGCUUUUCGACGAAGACGUAUUAUUGGGAAGAGGUUGGACGACUCACGAAUCUCUGAGGCCGUUGGCCUAUUCGACUCUGGCCGAUUUAGUACAUCACGUUAGACAACAGCUACCGCUGGCGGAUUUGAAAAGAGCCGUUCACUUGUACAGCAAAAACGUUCACGAUGAUAGCUUAGCCACAACUAUCCAAACGAUGUCUUGUAAGCUGCUCCUCAACUUGGUCGAAUGCAUAAGGACCAGAUCGGAAGUAGAAAACAGCAACGAGGGACGGGAAUUAUUAAUGAGAAUGCUGGAAGUGUUUGUACUGAAAUUUAAAACGAUAGCAAAAAUUCAAUUGCCUAUUCUUAUUAAUAAAUGCGAACAACGUAAACAGGAAUCACAAGCGACGCAGCAAACCCAAAUCCAGCAGCAAACGGGACAAGAUAAACCGGAUAGCAAGCCGAAUCCGGCCGAGCUUUUGGAAACCGUUCUUGCGAACGUGCAAGGACCCCAACAGAAGGAGGAAAAGUCGAAAUUCGGCUUUCCCCAGAAUAACAACUACAACGUGGCGGAUUAUAGAAGUUUGGUGAAAACGUUGGUGUAUGGCGUUCGUACGAUAAUAACAUGGGGCUGUUUCGCUUGCAAGAACGGUUCCGGUCAAACUACCCUACCUGCCAAGCAUUUCGCACCGCACGAAACAUUGGUUCUAAUUCGACUCGUCAAAUGGGCAUUGCAAGCUUUGGACAUUUACACUUUGAGCGUUGGUCCGCAACCGGCCGGCAUUCCACAAAGAAUAAAUCAACAAAACGUUCGAAGCAAGGACGAGAAGGAAGUAUUGGAACAUUUCAGUGGAGUCUUUUCGAUGCUGAAUUCGCAAACGUUCCACGAGAUUUUCUCAACUACAAUAGAGUAUUUGGUGAAGAGAGUCAACAAAAAUCCCACAUUGCAAACGGUACCAAACACUCUUCUGGCCAAUCCGACGACGAGUCCGAUUUUCGCUACCGUAUUAGUGGAGUAUUUGUUGGAGAGAAUGGAAGAAAUGGGCUCGAACAUCGAAAGAAGCAACCUUUACUUGAGGCUGUUUAAAUUAGUGUUUGGGAGCGUUUCCUUGUUCCCGCAAGAAAACGAAAAUAUGCUCAGACCCCAUUUACAUCAGAUCGUUAAUAGGUCUAUGGAGUUAGCGAUGAGCGCUAUGGAACCGUACAAUUACUUUCUUCUAUUGAGAGCUUUGUUCAGGUCAAUAGGAGGAGGAAGUCACGAUUUGUUAUAUCAAGAAUUUCUACCCCUUCUGCCGAAUUUAUUAGAAGGUUUAAAUAGGCUACAAAGCGGAUUGCAUAAGCAACAUAUGAAAGAUUUAUUCGUCGAAUUAUGCUUAACUGUACCCGUAAGAUUAAGUUCUUUGCUACCGUAUUUACCCAUGUUAAUGGAUCCUUUGGUAUCUGCUUUAAACGGUUCUCAUGUAUUAAUCAGUCAGGGAUUGAGAACAUUAGAACUUUGCGUUGAUAAUUUACAACAUGAUUUCUUGUAUGAGCACAUUCAACCUGUGCGAGCUGAAUUGAUGCAGGCUUUGUGGAGAACGCUAAGAAAUAACGAUCAGGUUGCGCAGGUGGCAUUUAAGGUGCUUGGAAAAUUCGGCGGUGGCAACCGAAAAAUGAUGAUCGAGCCCCAAAAACUUGAAUACGUUUCGACCGAAUUCGAUCCACCUUCAAUAUUAGCUAAAUUCAAUGAUCAAGAGCAAGAAAUAGAAUUUCCAGUAUCAAAAGUUAUUGAAACGGCCUUUAAUGCUCUCAAGCAAAGCAGUACGGAUCCGUUUUACAGAAAGCAAGCGUGGGAGGUGAUUAACUGUUACUUAACGGCUUCCAGGAGUCUAGACGACGACGAAAAUAUCCUUAUCAAUUUGUUCUUGCAUCCAAGUUUCCAUGAUCCGGCAACUAUACCCAGCAUCAAAGGUUCCACGUACAAAUCGGUUUAUAAAGAGGCCAGAGAAACGCAUCAGACAGCUUUAAUAGGCAUGUUCGUUGGUGCCGCUAUAAAGGAAUUAAGAGAAAUUGUCAUACGCCCGUUGGUUUCGUUAGUGAGACAUUAUACUAUGGUCGCAGUUGCUCAGCAAUCUGGCGAAUUUGCCAAUUGCCCAGAACCAAACAAACAAGUUACCUUGGAUCCGCUGGUACUGGUAGACGCCUUAGCCAUUAUAAUGGGACACGAGGAACGAGAAUUGUGCAAACCGGGACAUUUAGGACUCGUUUUGAUAGUAGAUACAGCGUCCACACUUCUCGGCAGCAAAGAAAUGGCUUGCCGGCUACCUUUGAUCGAGUAUUUAUCCGAAAAAAUGUGCGCGCUAUGCUACGAGCGGGCCUGGUACGCAAAGCUCGGCGGUUGCGUAGCCAUAAAGUUCAUGUUCGAACGUUGCGCCUUGAAAUGGAUAUACGAGCACAUGUUGAUGUUUCUGAAAGCGUUGCUGUUCGUGAUGAUGGACCUUACCGGAGAGGUGUCCAGCGGCGCCCUAGAUAUGGCCAAAGACAAUCUUCAGAAGAUGCUGAUUGUGUGCGUUACUCCACCGCCGGACGGCGAUCAGGCGACUGAAGCUCUGCAAGCGGAAGCCUUGAAGAACGUAACACACGAAUUGGUCAGACAAGUGACCAGUCCUCACACGAUGGUUAGGAAUCAAUCUAUGGCAUCUUUGAGACUACUGGCCGAGAAGCAAAAUAAGACCGUAACCGCCGUUAUGGAACCGUUUAAAAAGGUUCUAGAAAAUAUGGUACCUCCGACGAAGCAUCUUCUUAAACAUCAACCUGCGAUCGCUCAAAUUGGUCUCAUGGAUGGAAAUAUGUUUUGUACAACUUUAACACCUAGACUUUUCACUAUAGACAUGAAAGAAAAGGAACACAGCCAAUUCAUCGAGGAUCUUCUGACGUUGUGCAAUUCUGAAGAUAGCAAAUUAAACACAUUUUCGUGUUAUAAAUCGAUAACGAAUUUCAUACCUCUGAGGACGAGCGCCCUGAGAGUUUUAGCCGCCUGCUAUUACUUAGAAGAGGUCAGAGAUAAGAUUUUCCAAGUUCUCUACGAUACGUUGGAAAAACCGAACGCUGAGCUUCAGGAGACAGCUUUUGAAUGCAUGAAAAAGUUUAUCGCUGGAUACCCCGUAGAAAAUAAAUUGGUACAUCAGACUGUUAGACCUUUGUUAAGGACCCUGUAUGAUUUUAAAAAUACCACGUUGAACGGUUUCAAAAUGCUGUCCUAUUUAACGCAACUGUUCCCUAACGUUUUUAACGAACAAUUACUUGAAUUUCUCAAGAAGAUAAUCGAAAACUUGAAGGUGAACUUUAAGAGCAAUCAAGGUACCGGAGUGUCUAAAAAAAGCGACGACGAACAGAAAAUCGUCACAAUCAUCAGCAUUUUCCAUCAAACGCCGGCCGCUUCAUCGAAAUUCAUAACGCAUUUGUGCCAAUUGGUUCUGGAAACGGAACAAGUAAUGGGCAUCGAAGCCAGCAGUCCCUUCAGGGAGGUUUUGAUGAAAUUCCUCCUGCGAUACCCCGACGAAACGCUACUGGUGUUUUUAAGCGACAAAUACAUCAAAGACCAGCAAUUCAGCAGAUACUUGGAGUAUUUGAUCAAGCACAAAGACGGAAAAUUGUUCAGAGAUUUCAUUCAAAACAACAUGACGAAACGCAUCAUGGCCAUGAUGCUUUCCAAUUACGUUAACGUGAAUUUGGAAGCGCAGGAGAAGAACGAGCUGCAAUAUCAGGCGAUAAGGAUCGUCUCGUUGCUGAUAAAAUUCGACGAUCAAUGGCUGUCGACUCAAAACGAAUUGGUCGAUGCUCUGAAGCGAAUCUGGUGCGACGAUUCGUACCAAGAGAGACACAAGAAUUUGGAGCAACUCGAGUACACGCAUUGGAAAGAGCCGAAACUGGUCGUGAAGAUUUUACUGCACUAUUUUUGCCGUCAUCCCAACGCCAACAUCGAUCUUCUGUUCCAAUUGCUAAGGGCCACCGUCGAUCGGUUCCUGCCCAACUUCCAAUUUCUCAGGGACUUUCUCGAAAACACCGUCGCGCAGAAUUACACCGUCGAAUGGAAGAGAUCCGCCUUUUUCAGAUUCGUCGAGCUGUUUCCGACGAACGAAAUGUCUCAGGAAUUGAAAGCGAAGGUGCUUCAGUUGAUAAUCAUACCAUGCUUUGCCGUCAGCUUCGAAAGGGGCGAAACCAACAAACUCGUAGGCGGGCCACCGACGCCCUAUCAGGACAGCAGCGAUAACGUUGUCUCCGUGUUCAUAAACAAACUAAUCGAUCCGGACAAUCCGUUUCCGUCUGAGGAUUGCGUGCGAAUUUCGCUUCUACAAUUUUCUUGUUUGCUCGUCGAGCAGGCCAGCCCUCACAUUCACGAUCACGACGCCAGUAACAAGGCGCAGGGCUUCAAAUUGAGAAGAUUGAUGACGUUCGCUUGGCCGUGUUUGCUGGUGGAGAAUUGCAUAGAUCCCGCUACAAGAUACCACGGCCAUUUGCUUCUUUCUCACAUAAUCGACAAGUUUGCCAUCCACCGAAAGAUUAUUCUGCAAGUUUUUCACAGUUUAUUGAAAGCUCAUGCCGUCGAGGCGAGGAGCGUGGUACGCCAGGCGUUGGAGAUUCUCACUCCUUCGAUGCCUUUGAGAAUGGAAGAGGGCAGUACGAUGCUGACGCAUUGGACUAAGAAAAUAAUAGUGGACGAGGGUCAUUCCGUGCAACAAUUGUUCCACAUUCUGCAAUUGGUUGUCAAGCACUAUAAAGUCUAUUAUCCCGUAAGACAUCAUUUGGUCCAGCAUAUGGUUAGUUCGAUCCAAAGGCUGGGCUUUAGUCCUACGGCUACUCUGGAACAUCGAAAAUUGGCCGUCGAAUUGGCCGAGGUUAUUAUUAAAUGGGAAAUUUACGGAAUCAAGGAAGACUCUGAAACGCCUGAGUCAACGGAAAAUGUUGCGACAAAGAGAUCUUCUACUGAAGAAAACGGCGAUAGCAAUAGGAAGAAAUUAGCGGUAGCAGGUCCAUCGGGUCCCGUGGCGUCUGUAAAAGCCGAUUCAAAUGUAAACAAACCGAUCGAUAGAGCACACACGGAUAAUGUGCUUAACUUUCUACUAAGGCUCGCCUGUCAGGUUAACGAGCCCGCUUCGACAAAUCCCGUGAAUCCGGCGACGAAUAGCCCGGGCGAGGUGUUGUCUAGGCGUUGCGUUAUUUUAUUGAAAACGGCACUGAGGCCGGACAUUUGGCCGCAGCCUGUCGAUUUGAAAUUGGCCUUUUUCGAUAAAAUUUUAAUCACCAUAGAAGCUCCGAAUCCUAAUAUCGCUAACAUUUGCACGGCCUUGGAACUUCUCACCUACAUUUUAACGGUUUUCGAAAAGGAACAAAUCUUAACGAGUUUCAAACAUUUGCAAAAAGGAAUCGGCGCAUGCAUAACUUCGAACAAUAGCAAAAUAAUCAAAUUAGUUCACAAUUUACUGACCAAAUUGUUCACACUAUUUCCGAUGGAAAGAACGACCACGAACUUGAGCUGUAAAUACGAAGAGCUGGACGUUCUCUAUGCGACGGUCGGUAAAGCCAUUUUAGACGGCCUCAGCAGCUAUGAGAAAAAAGAGAAUCCCUCCAGUCUCUUCGGUACUGUUAUGAUUUUAAAAGCCGUUUGUGCGAACAAUCAAUCCUACAUUGAUCGGCUGGCAACGCCGUUUAUGAGGGUACUCCAUCGACUGGCUAAAGAACACCUGCAGCAUUCCAGCGACAAUACCGCCUUGACCAGCGAAUUGUUAAUACUCAGUUUGGAUUUGAUUAAAACUAGAGUUGUCGUAUUGGGCGUGGAAAUGAGAAAGACGUUCAUCGGGGCGAUUCUAGUUGGAUUGAUCGAAAAGACCCAGGACAUCAAAGUUAUGAAAGCUAUUACUAGGAUGCUGGAAGAGUGGAUGAAAUGCAAAAACGUUGUAACGUUGAAUCAAGCGCCGAGUUUAAGGGAGAAAUCUAUAUUGCUCGUUAAAAUGAUGCAGUACGUCGAGAAACGUUUCCAAGACGAUAACGAUUUGAACGCGCAAUUUUUAGAACUCGUUCUCUAUGUAUACACGGAUAAGCAGCUCAAGACGACGGAACUCACGUCUAAACUGGAGCCGGCAUUUUUAGCCGGGCUGAGAUGUACUCAACCGCACAUUCGAGCGAAGUUUUUCAAAGUUUUCGACGAAUCUAUGCGUCGAAGGCUCCACGAUCGAUUACUUUAUAUCGUUUGUUCCCAAAACUGGGACGCCAUCGGUCCUCACUAUUGGAUCAAACAGUGCAUAGAGCUCCUACUCGUUACCGCUCUACCAGGCGAUGGUAUUCGAAUGUCCCACGAGAGCAGCAUACUACCGGCCAUAACGUCCGUUAUACCCGACAAGCAAAAGCGGGAAGAGUUUAGUCGACGACAAAUACAAAAUCCGGUGUUCGAUGCGUCCGAGGUGAAAGAAGAAGUUUUGGACGUCGAUAUAAGUAACAUAGAUUCGAAUCCACUGGUAAAGGAGAAGCCCGUGAUAAGAGAAGAAACCAUUGAAAUGCUAAAAAAACAUUACGAAUCCACGAAGGUUGCUAAGAGUAUUACCACGGACAGAUUUCUCUUGGCUACAGCGCAGUUAUGCCACAUGGAUACAUCAUUAGCCGAACACGUUUGGCUGUCUCUGUUCCCUAAACUUUGGAGCAUAUUAGAACCGGAUCAAAGAACCAUUUUGGCCCAAGAAAUACUACCGUUUAUUACUUCAGGCUCUCACAUUGUUCAAAAAGACUGUCACCCCAGUGCUGUAAACACGUUCGUCGAGGCGUUAUGUCGCUGCUCCACUCCCUUACAAAUCGUUCCUCCUCUAAUGACCUACUUAGGCAAAUCGCACAACCUGUGGCAUCGAAUGGCGUUAGGCUUGGAACAAAUGGCGUUCGAACCUAACGCAUUGACGAAAACAACGAGCUCCGCUAAUUACGAAGCGGUCGAGGGGGAGCCUUCGAAAGCGGAUCUGCUCGACUGCUUAGGCGAAUUAUACCAUUUACUUUGCGAAGAGGACUGUUGGGCCGUUCUCUGGCAACGGCACGCUCACUACAAAGAGACAAGCAUCGCUAUCGCCUACGAACAGCACGGUUUCUUCGAACAGGCCCAAGGGGCCUACGAGGCGGCGAUGGCGAAACACAAGGCGGACAACAACUUGGGUCCCAUACCGGCUCAUACUCAAAGAGAAAUUUUGUUAUGGAAGGACCAUUGGAUCAGAUGUGCCAAAGAGCUAAACCAAUGGGACAUACUUAUGGAAUACGCCAAAACCGGCUGUUACGAUCCGUACUUGUUGCUGGAAUGCGCGUGGAGAAUAUCAGAGUGGGAUACCAUGAAGGAGGCGCUUCAAAAUGUGGAAUAUACUUGUCCGAAGGAAUUGGGAUGGAAAAUAACCAUGUACGGUGGAUAUCUGUUGAUAUGCCAGCCCGAGGAGAGCAAGCCCCUCAAGAUUAUCGAAAGAUACGUGGAAACCGCCAGCACCUUGUGCCUAAACGAAUGGAGAAGAUUACCUCAUAUCGUUAGUCACAUUCAUUUGCCGUAUCUUCAAGCGGCUCAGCAGAUUAUGGAAUUGCAAGAGGCUUAUCAAAUACACAAAGGACUAUUGCAAGGCCACCAAAAUUCCUUGCACGACAUGAAAGCAAUCGUAAAAACAUGGCGUAACAGGCUACCCGUCAUAGCCGACGAUCUCGUCCAUUGGAACGACAUUUUUACAUGGAGACAACAUCAUUAUCAAGUCAUCGUGAAUCAUUACGAGACCAACAGGGACACAGCUACUACGCAUUCGAUGCUCGGAGUUCACGCCUCUGUACAGUCCAGCAUUCACUUUGGUAAAAUAGCCAGGAAGCACAAAUUGAUAAACGUGUGCUUGGAAUCGCUGAACAAAAUCUAUAGGAUAUCCAGCGUAUUGGUGAACGAUUGUUUCCACAAAGUGAAGCAGCAAGUCAAGUGCUACCUUCAAAACUCGGCCGUUAAUAAGAACGAAAUUAACGACGGUUUGGAGGUGUUGAGUCGUACGAGAAUGGAGUAUUUCACGAAGGAAAUGGUGGCGGAAUUCUACGCUUUGAACGGUUUAUUAUUCCAAUUAAGCAAUAAAUCCGACGAAGCGAAUAAGAUGUUUUCGGCCGCCGUUCAGAAGCACGACGCUUCGAUCAAAGGAUGGGCCUUGUACGGCGAUUAUUUGGAACAAAUUUUCACGAGAGAAAGACAAAUAAAUUUGGGCGUCAACGCUAUGGCUUGUUUGUUGCACGCGUGCCGACACCAAAACGAGGCGAAGGCGAGAAAAUAUUUGGCUAAAGUGCUUUGGUUGUUGAGUUACGACGAUCAAAAUUCGAGUUUAAGAAAGGCAUUGGAUAAAUAUUCAGUGGGCGUUCCUCCUAUUCUUUGGUUACCUUGGACGCCGCAAUUGCUCAAUUGCUUAGUACAGUACGAGGACAACAUUAUACUGAACUUACUCUGUCAGGUUGGUAGAAUGUUUCCGCAAGCGGUGUAUUUCCCAACCCGUACGCUAUAUCUGACAUUACGAGCGGCCGUCGCCAGAAAAACCAACAGCGAACAAAAGCAACAGCAAUCCCAGGAGUCGCAAAAUACCGACGGUGGAAAUCAAUCGAACAGCUUAUCGAACUCUUCAGAAGGAAGCGCCAGCGCCACCGCAAACGUACCAACGGAAGAGUUCAUAUUCAAGGCCACGCCGGAGAUGAUCAAGUGCAUGAAGAUUAUGAAAAUGCAGAGAGAUCUUCACACAACGGUGUCGUCGAGCUUGGAAGGCAUAGCCGAACAAAUGGAAUUGUUCAAAGAGAAUUGGUACGAGCAAGUCGUAAGGCAACUGCGCCAAGGACUGACGAAGUGCUACGCGAUAGCGUUCGAGAACAGAGAGGCCGUCAACGAGGCCGAGAUAACGCCUCACAUACUGAACUUCGUGAAGAAAUUAACAUCGACGUUCGGCACCAGCCCGGAAAGUGCCACAACAGAUUCGUGCAAAUACACAUCGACUAAUGCCGAAAAUCUGACGCGCCGAAUCGAAGACAAACCGGGCCAGGAUUCCGUUUUUCUCGCCACCAAAGAGGAGUUUACGAAAGAAUUUUCGCAAUCUAAUUCCAUGAAACUGCAAUCGUUGAUCUCCAAACUGAAGAAGUGGAUUAAAAUAUUGGAUAGCAGAUCUAAAAUGCUAUUACAAUCCAGUUUGAUCGAAGAGACGUGCCGUUUCCUGUCGAAUUUCACGUUGCAAACGGCCGAAGUCGAAUUGCCCGGCGAAUUUCUGAUUCCGAAACACAAUCAUUACUUCGUACGGAUCGCCAGAUUCAUGCCGAGAGUCGAUGUGGUGCAGAAGCAUAAUACGGUGGCCAGACGGCUGUACAUAAGAGGCCACAACGGUAAAAUCUAUCCCUAUCUCGUCGUGAACGAUUCAGGCGUGGCGGACGCGAGACGAGAGGAAAGGGUCCUGCAAUUGAUGAGGAUGUUGAAUUUGUAUUUGGGGAAACAAAAGGAAACGGCGCGGCGAUUUUUGCAUUAUACCGUGCCUAAGGUCGUGUCAUUGUCCCAGCAAAUCCGGCUCGUUGAGGAUAAUCCCGCAUCUUUGUCUCUGUUGGAUAUUUUCAAGAAAAGUUGUUCGAAAUUAGGUAUCGAGCAUGACGAUCCGAUUCAGUAUUAUUACGACAGAUUGGGAAACAUCCAAAGCAAGGGCAUAAAAGCCAGCCAUCAAGUAUACAGGGACAUUUUGAAACAAAACAAAGUUCCGAGGAAUAUACUGAAGCAAUGGGCCAUUCAAACGUUCCCCUCAGCGACGGAUUAUUGGCAAUUCAGAAAAAUGUUUACGUUACAAUUAGCGUUAGCUUGUUUCGCCGAGUACGUGUUCCAUUUGACGAGAUUGAAUCCAGAUAUGAUGUAUUUGCAUCAAGAUUCUGGUUUGAUGAAUGUGGCCUAUUUCAAAUUCGACGUGGACGACAGUACAGGCGAACUUGAUACAACUCGUCCUGUACCAUUCCGAUUGACGCCGAAUAUCAUCGAAUAUUUAUCGACUAUCGGCGUUAGUGGACCUUUAACGACUUCGAUGAUAGCCACUUCCCGUUGUUUUAUUUAUCCUAACUUUAAGAUAUUAUCAAUACUUAAACCCAUUAUAAGAGACGAAAUGAUGUUAUCUAGAGCUAAAAAGUCGGAAGAUUCGAAUCAAGAAAAAAUGUGCGACGCUGCUGAAAAGAUUAUUAGUAUGGUAAAUAAGGCUAUAACGUCGAUUUCGAAUCGACUUACGAGUUUGGCACAUUUCGAGGGCACAGAGAGUAAGGUGGCAACUUUGGUUGCUGCUGCAAAUAGCCAGGAUAAUCUUUGUCGUAUGGAUCCGACGUGGCAUCCGUGGCUUUAAGUUAUUAUUUUUGUAUUCUUUCAAUAUAACAUAGGUUUAUCAUUUUUUAAAUGGGGUUUUCUUCAUGAAUUAAAA
Messenger RNA from Phyllotreta striolata, 11665 nucleotides. Lineage: Eukaryota; Metazoa; Arthropoda; Insecta; Coleoptera; Chrysomelidae. The record is from the annotation of a GenBank genome assembly.